ACGCGCGCUGAGACUUGUUCUUGAAUGUUGACCACUUCAACUAAUACCGCUGCAAAUGCCUCCUUCUAAACCUGUUCGAGGAGGCCCAAACCCAUUUUUCUUCUUUGGUUUAUCAUUUGUAUCUUUUGGUGUUUUCUACUACAUAACAUCAAAUCGAGAAACUACCUAUCCAGCCUCCAAGCAGCCCCGUCAACAAGAUAGUCCUUUGAUUCCGCCACGACACAAGGACUCAUGAUUUCAUUUUGCUCCGUCACGGAUUUUUUAUCCUGCUCGACAAGGUCCAAGCCGAAAAUGCCAUACCCAAAUUAAACUCUAUGCACCCAACAGUCGUUGAAGUGUACCUACCAGGCGAUGUACCCUGUUGCGCCUCGUCUGUGGAUAUGCUUUAUUCGUAAUAAUGAAGGAGGUGUCAUGGUCAAUUGGGUAUUGUUAGCGGCGAAUUCCGAUCUAGACAUGGAUACUGUAAGCAAUGUGCCAGAAUUCGAGGCCCCCUACCUGUUGUUACCGUGCAAUCUGUUUAUCGAUGCUCUUGGAUAAGAAGCUCCCAUCAUACCUACAAAACUUACAUAUGUGAACUUUA
This is a messenger RNA of Serpula lacrymans var. lacrymans S7.9, 580 nucleotides long. RefSeq lists its product as uncharacterized. The coding region runs from base 352 to 537 and encodes 61 amino acids. NCBI's taxonomy places the organism in Eukaryota, Fungi, Basidiomycota, Agaricomycetes, Boletales, Serpulaceae. The transcript has 2 exons. The record is from RefSeq and is a predicted model, not a curated record.